This is a messenger RNA of Bursaphelenchus okinawaensis, 369 nucleotides long. The record is from the annotation of a GenBank genome assembly. Lineage: Eukaryota; Metazoa; Nematoda; Chromadorea; Rhabditida; Aphelenchoididae.
AUGAACAUGACACAGGUGAGAACUUUCGAAAAACAAGGCAUUUUUGAGUCGAUAAUUUAUAAAAACACCCUAUCCUACUUUACCCUACCUUACCCUAGUUUUUAGUGCGUUGGUAACGGAGUGGCUGUGACGCUGCUCGCUAUUCGGAAGGACCUUGGUUCGACCCCGCGCACCGUCCAACCCAGGCGCCUUGAGGAAUGGGUAGUGCUGAGUGCACGGGGACUAGGCACAUCUAUACUUGGCCUACACGAGUAUAUGAUUGAACGCCAGAAUUCUUAUGGAGCACCUCACCCACGACUCAGUGACGCGAGGAACAGUGAAAUACCUGGGGAGAGGCCCAAUUAUGGGGAACGUCAGACUCAAGGAUAG